UUUUUUUUUGUGACAACCAACACACUUUUUUUAGAAACUUUGAAAAUACUUGAUUUGGCAACAUAUGUAUAAGGAUCUACAUCUAACCACAUAGACAAUGACAAUUGAUAGAUCUUAUGCUGCUACUCCUGAGCUAGCCGCUGGAAGCAGUGGUGGGUUGUCGGAAGAAUCAUUAGCUAUGUUUUUCGAUCCUGACUUUAAUCCAUCUAAUUAUAUUGAUAAAUUAUUUCAAAAUAUAACAACGUCAUCAACAGCAUCUAAUUAUUCAAAGAAUUCAUUAUCACAAUUAUCCAAUAGUAUUCUGAAUCUAACCACUCAUUUGGAUUAUUAUACUAAUGAGUUAUCUAGUCAAAGUUUAACUUUGAAAUUAGAUACUUUAAAUAAUUCAAAUUCUUUAAUUAUACCUAAAGAAUUAGAAAGUCAUAAUAAUCAUAUAUCAUCAAGUACCAAAGGAAAUCAAGAGUUAACCAGAUUGAAAUACUACAUUAACGUAUUGAAUAAUUCCAUAAUAUCCUUACAAACUGAUUUAAACUCCAUCAAUCAAGAUUUGAAUGAAAAACCAACCAUCAAUUCAGAAGCUAAUGAUGAUAUAAUAAAUAGUUUAGUAACAUUAAAACUCAUCAAAUCAAAUCUUGUCAACGUGUUGAAAUUAUUUGAAUUCUUAAAUAAUGCAUUGAUUCAAAGUUAUAAUAGUUUAUCAACUACUAUCACUCCUACAUCCGUUGAUCAACAGCAUAAUUUCUCGGUUGAUGAAUUUCAAAAUAUUUUAAAUAAUUUAUUAGAUACUUUGAAACUACAAUUAAUCCAAACCAGUAAUGAUCCAAAUAAAUUCAAUGACGUGGUGAGUUAUAUUAAUAAAUUGAUUAAUCUUGGAUCAAUGUUUAAUAAUUUAACUAAAUUCAAUCUUCCAUUUAGAAAGUUCAUUAAUAGUUUAUCUUCCGAAUUGGAAAAGUAUCAUGCUAAUUAGUUCUGGAUAGCUUACAUUCAUGGUAUUUGACUUCAUUAAUUGACGUUAAAGAUUCCUAUUUGCAUAAUUAUAAUAAAAGUAAUAUACAAGGGUUUAUUUUUUUUUUGGCUGAUAGUGUUUUUUUUUGUAGAAUUAGAGGUCACCACUUUCUAAAUUAGCUAAUCUUUUAGCUUCUUCUUGUUGUUGUAAUUGUAAUUGUCUUUGUUUCGAUAAGUUCUUAUUCAUGAUUUCUA
This is a messenger RNA of Scheffersomyces coipomensis, 1200 nucleotides long. RefSeq names its product Golgi transport complex subunit. The transcript has a single exon. NCBI's taxonomy places the organism in Eukaryota, Fungi, Ascomycota, Pichiomycetes, Serinales, Debaryomycetaceae. The coding region runs from base 98 to 967 and encodes 289 amino acids. The record is from RefSeq and is a predicted model, not a curated record.